Molecule: messenger RNA, 2670 nt
Organism: Durusdinium trenchii
Lineage: Eukaryota; Dinophyceae; Suessiales; Symbiodiniaceae
Source: the annotation of a GenBank genome assembly
AUGCGGCACCUGCUGCAAGAUUCUGUGUCCACAGGAGUCUUGGAGGAGACCUUGGGGAAGAUCAAAACCAGACCCGGCUCUGUCAGCUCAAAGCCGUCCCCAGAGGUCUUUGGAGACCUCACAGUGGAUGCCACUAGUUAUAAAGGCAUGAUUCUCCAAAAGGCAGGUGCCUGGUCUUUGAAUGGUGAAGCCCACAAAUACGCCUUCGACAGCUCCAGCGGAUGGCUGCAAGUGGAGGGUGAACAAGUGGGGCGUUUCAUUUGCGAGCGGAUGCAAAGCUCUCCGCUGCUUUUUCCGGAGUCCUUCUCCAAGUUGAAUUCCGGCAAUCUCCCCAUCAUCUCCUCGGAGAUCAUGACCGAAAUCCACAAAGAGGCCAACCACGGAGCUUUGUUCGUGAUCCCUUCCCAGUUCAACGGAGCGGAGUAUCCGUACCACACGGACCUGGUCUUCAAAGUGGAGGACUACAAGCACGACAACAGCAGCGGCCCACGGGCACAAUUGGCUGCCCACCCAGCGGUGGCGCAGUUCUUGCUCGACAACGCGGCGAAUGCGAAACGGGAGGGCGGGAUCAAUGCGCUAGACGAGCUGCUGGAGAAGGUCUCAGGAUUUGAGCUGGUGAAUGGCUAUUUGAAGAUUCAACGGCUCAAGAGCGGGCAGGAAGAGGCCUUACGAAACUUGCAAGAUCACUUGCAUACCUUACGGCCCUUGAUUAUGGAGGACAUCCUGGUCCAGGGCCUUACCCCGGACCAACGUGGGGUGGCCGGCGGCCGCCACCGAGUAGGCUUGGUCUAUGCCUCGGCUGUACCCGUGGACUCCUACCUAAACCGGGAUGGAGAUUCCGAGUAUCAGACGAAGGUGGCCGAGCUUUUGCUAGUUGCGCAGUACUAUGGGGCCCUGAAGCAUGCAGCUACCACCGCGAAGGACAGCGGACAUGGCGGCCGGCGGAAAGUCUUCCUGAUGCCACUGGGGACAGGUGUCUUCCACAACAGCUGGGAGAUCAUUGCCAAGAGUAUGGCCAAAGCCGUCCAGAUGUUGGACGAUGAUCUCCUCGCCUCCCUGGACAUUUGCGCCCUCGCACGGCAAGGCAACCCUUCGGAAGAACUGAAGUUGCAGGAAACAUUUUACAAGCUCAACAAAUAUAUGCCUAAUGAGGAGAGUGUAGAGGCUACGAAGCGGAUGCUUCGCAGCCUGCUUGAGAAUGCUGCGGAGCCCGGGAUGGGAUGGAUCGCACAUGGCCCAAUGGACAACUUUCGCAUUCGGCCGGGGAAGCCUGGGAAGGUGUAUCAGCUUCUGGGCAGGCCACGGUGGAACGGAGGCCCUCCUGGCCCGUGUGAGGCCUUUGGACCACCGUGGGGUGCACCUUGUGGGCCGCCCUUUCCAGAUGGGCCAAUGCCAAUGCAUCCAAUGGGCCCGCCAGAUGGAGGUUGCCGACCCAUGUGGUUCGACGGGCAUGGCCCGCAUGGCCCGCCAGGCCCGCCAGGCCCAGGUGGGCCUGGGUCUUUAGGCCCUGAUCUCCAAGGUCGCCCCUGGGAUGGUCCAUGUCAUGGUCCUGGUCCCUGCGGCGCCUGCGGCCCGGGUCCAUGUGGCUGUGGCCCUGGACCGGUCGGUCCCAUGGGAUGUGGCUAUCCAGAUGGCCCCGGCCCGGUCUACAGCCACCCCGGCCCGGGAUGUGGACCUCGAGGGCCAUGCCAUGGCCCACAGGGUCCGCCAAUGCAUUUGGGCCCAGAUGGCUCUGGUUGGCGCGAAGGACCCUUCGAGCGCGGCCCGCCUGGCCCUCAUUUCGCAGCUCCAUGCCCUGGGUCUGUGCCAGUGGGGCCAGGCUUUGGGCCCGGCCGUCCGUUGGGACCACCUCUCGGUCCCCAGAUGCAUCCGCCUUGGCCAGACCAUCCGGAGUUUCAGGGACCUCCGCCGGGUGCCUUUCCGCGCUUUGGCCCUGAUGGGCAGGAGCUAGGGCUCCUGGAGCCAGGUGGUCCUCCUUCGAUGCCACCUGCAGGAAACCGACCUCCAAUGAUGCCGCACGAAGGUCUUGGCCCAAUGCCUCAACCGAUGGGUCCAGGACCGGUGUUCCUGCCGGGCAGUAUCCAUGCUCCACUGCCGGGUUCAGCGGCUCCUUCCAUGGUUCCGUCCAUGGCUCCCUCCAUGGUUCCAUCCAUGGCUCCAUCAAUGGCUCCCAGCCUCCGUGGAGUUCCUUCUGCAGGAUGUUUGCCAGGUGUGUCAUCCCCUCGCUCUGUGAUCUCAUCAGGUCCCUUACCUGUGUUGAUGCAGCCAAUGCAGAUGCAGGUCGUGAGGCACAUGCCAAGUGAGGAGCCGGAGCACGAGGCUUGCAGUCCUGAAUGGGCCGGGUUGGAUCGGACACCCGCGCGGCGGGCAGGUUUCCCGGAGAAAGCCGUAUCAGAGUACAGCACAGUGACGCCCAGUGAGGAGUGGCGGCAAAUUGAGGAAGCGGCGGCAGAAGCUGCGCAGGCUUUGCGCGCCAUUGCUGCAGAAGCGGAGGCCCGAGUGCAUGCGGAGCAUGCGACCAGUGAGGUGCUUGCCCAUCAAGUUCGGCAAGAGCAGGCGCUCGUGGUCCUGGCACGUGAGCUACAAGAGCUCAGGGGCGCCCAUCAGAUGCUUGGGCGAAGAAAGGGGAUCCAAGUCGAGGUGCCUUUUGCGGGGUUUUGCAAGGACUAG